Notolabrus celidotus (New Zealand spotty) is the source of this 2193-nucleotide messenger RNA. RefSeq lists its product as uncharacterized. Lineage: Eukaryota; Metazoa; Chordata; Actinopteri; Labriformes; Labridae. Gene Ontology annotation, molecular function: 1-phosphatidylinositol-3-kinase regulator activity. The record is from RefSeq and is a predicted model, not a curated record. Gene Ontology annotation, biological process: phosphatidylinositol phosphate biosynthetic process. Gene Ontology annotation, cellular component: phosphatidylinositol 3-kinase complex.
GCGGUGAGCUAUGUGAAGAGCAGAUCCUGAAUCCUUCUCAUCUCCUGCGAUCCUGAGGACUCAUGAUGAACAACGCGCAGGACAUGUCGCCUGAUUUCGUGUUGAUGCGCCUGGUCUCCGCGGCCGAGGAUGACCGGCUGGACGCAGAGAACGGGAACCUGCCUCCGGGUGGAGUAGGGGUGGCAGGGCUGGGGAAGGAGGUCCUGGCUCACAGCGGCGUCAAAGCUGGGUUGGAUAUAAGCCGAGAUCCGACAGCGGGCCUCGAGCAUCCCAGCAGCCGCCUGAACAAAGCCCAGCCGAGCGGGGAGGGCGCACCUGACACCGGGGGGACGCAGAGCCGAGCCCCGCUGUCUGCGCCUCCUCCUCAGCCGCAGCAGAGCCCCAUGGAGGCCCCGGGCUUUGACUUCACCAGCAGCCCCGGCCUCCGGCCUCAGCUGCUGGUCUUCUCCAACAUAAUGCGGAACGGGGAAGGGAUUUUGGAGCUAGACCGUCUGAGUCAGGGGAGGGAUGCUCUGGGUUUGGAGCAGAGCGCGGGGUCUGUCUGCUCCGGCCCGACUGUCAACAACAACACCCUGAGUCCGGGAGACGCGCAGCAGCAGCAGCAGAACCUGCUGGACCGGGCAUGGGGGGCUCAUCCUCCGGGUUCUGGGACCGGGGACAUGCAGGGUGCUGCGGAGCUGUGCCGCCGGCAUAGACUCAUCACCACCACCCCGCCCGAGUGGCCCUUGUUGUCGGAGAGGUCCAACCCUCUCAGCGUGAUGGAGUCUAAGUGGGGGUGCGCCACCAGGGACCGGGAGGGAGCCGUGUUCGAGCUGGCCCGGCGGUUUGGGGAGCUGGGGGUCGGAGCGGUCCCCAAGAUGCUGCUGAAAGCCGGGGAGCUCCCGCAGUGCUCGUGUCAGGGAGGAGGGGGGGAGCCCGGGGGGGACCCCACAGAGACCAGCGACGCUCUGCUGGUCCUGGAGGGGCUGGGGAGCGGGGAUGUUGCCGGCCUGAGCAUGGACCAGUGUCCAGAGGGGGACACGGAGGAUGAAAACGGACGCAGGGAGUUUUUACUCAACAGGAAAAGGGAGAUAGUCCAGAAGAUGUCUGGGACUUUCUCCAUCAGCAGCUUCCAGGCGGAGCUGCGGAGGCAGGUGGAGGUGAUGGACCCGGCUGCGGCUCCAGGCGCGCAGGUGUGCACUCUCCACGGGACCUUACCCAGCCAGAUCUCACAGGUAAGCUCAGAGGUCGUCGCCCAGGUUCCCACCAUGUCACCUGCACCCACGCCGACCCAGAGCACACCUGGGGCAACCACCCCGAACCUGAGCCAGGCGUCUACACCCAGGAGGAGACCGGAGCGGUGCGCCAGCGCGCCUCGGACUCCCACGGGCUGGGAUAAGACCCUGAAAGUCCCAGGGAAGUCCAAAAAGGGUCUAAAGAUCCGUCUGAGCAAACUGUUCCGGACUAAAAGCUGCAGCGGCUCCAAUCACCUGCUGGACAAGAGGCCCUCAGUGACCUACUCUGUGUCUUCUGCUGGGAGUCUGGUGGACAUGGCGAGCAGUCCUGGAGCUGAGCAGGACGCAGACAGCCAGCCCAGACUGACCAGGGCCCACAGUGCCUUCUCCCCCGCCUCCCUCUCUGCCUCCCUCUCUGCUUUCACGGGUGAGACUGUUUCUCUGGUGGACGUGGAUAUUUCACGGAGAGGGGCCAACACGCCACACCCUCCCACGCCGCCCCCUCCGCCACGCAGAAGUCUCAGUUUGUUAGAUGACAUAGCCGGGCCUCAGCCUGGUCCUUUCCUAUUGAGUGUUAUGGGCGCCUCCCUGCAGUCCCUCCCCCUGCCUCUCCCUCCUCCUCCUCUUCCCUCCCACGCCACCAUCCAGCACAGUCUCAGCCUCAAUGACGCCUUCCUCCGGGCCCUCCCUCAUUCAAGCUCAUCCUCGGCUGACACCCGCCCCUCCAGACAAGCCCCGCCCCCUAUGCUCUGCGCCCUGCGGAGGUCAGAAGCCAGCAACUUCACGGCCUCUUUGAGAGAGCUGGAGAAGUGUGGCUGGUACUGGGGUCCGAUGAACUGGGAGGACGCGGAGAUGAAGCUGAAGGGGAAACCGGACGGAUCGUUCCUGGUCCGGGACAGUUCAGACCCCCGUUACAUCCUGAGCCUCAGCUUCAGGUCGCAGGGAGUCACACACCACACACGCAUGGAGCACUACAGAG